CUCCAUUUCGGCUAGUGUGGAGUGACUUCGGCUAGACUACAACGUCUGAAGCCGUCAACCGAACUCCGUCGCAGAAAGUUCUCUGCAGCAACACCCCGGCCGGCAAACCCCAAUUCCCAGACGACUGGUUCGCUAUUCAGGCACGGAGUAGUAGUUGCAACAUGUGCAUCUCUCAAAAUCCCGCAAUACUCACCCAAAGACCGGUUUCUCGGGCUUAGAAGACGCAUGUGUCUCCAGCUGCUCCUACCUCAAAAGGAAGUAGUUAGCGAUCGAAACAUCGAAUCAUUCGUCCCCAAACGCUGCAGUGCCGCCUAUCCAUCCCACCAUGACAUGAGUACCGGAUAAUUUACUUACCAUCACGCUGGGUCCGUGGAACGACGCAGGAGGGGCGGAGGGGCCAUGCGCCCCUCACAGUGGAUAUCCUGGCUGGUGCAUCUCGAUCUCCCAGGGAAGCUCCCUCCCUUCAAAAACGCCGUAGUGUCGUGUCGUCUGUUUUUGCUGCUCAAACCGACGAUCCAAUCCCGUACGUUGCGUUACAUAGCACACACCAUGAGCAACACUAUAUUGGCGUCCGCCAUGCGUUCGGUCGCGAGGCAGUUCGGACGGCAUGACGCAGAUGUCGGUGUCGUCGCGGCGGGAGGCGCUGAGACAAAUUCAACUACUCUAGAUCCGGACAAGAUAUCAACAGAGACGGACGAGGAGGACGAUAAAGUUAUGCCGAAUGAAUUUGCGGCAGAAACUGGGUGGACGAUCGAGAAUACGAAGCUAACGAACUUUGACCCACCUGGACUUGAGGUGGAUAGUGACGAGGGUGAGCCGGAUAUUGAAAAUCCCUAUGUGACGAACCCGGUGAAACUCGACGAGGCGGUCGAGGAGCACAACCGACCAUGGCAUCAGUACAAGUACGGAACCAAAUACUUCCUACCAAACGACUCGGCCGAAUUAUCACGUCUGGACCGCCAACACAUCUUGUGGCGUGCGAUUCUCGACGGAGAUCUCUUCAAGGCUCCUAUUGACCAGGCCAAACAUGUACUUGAUCUAGGAACCGGAUCUGGAAUCUGGGCAGUUGAGUUUGCCAAGGAGCACCCCGAUAGCCAUGUUACAGGCAUCGAUCUCAGCAUGCCCGAAUCAAAAGAUAUCCCCUCCAACUGCGAAUUCCAGCUCCGCGACUUUAUGGACCCCUGGGGUUAUCCCCACAGGUUCGACUACAUUCACGGCCGCCUCAUCUUCGUCGCCCAAUCCGACCCCCUCCGGCUCCUCAAACAAGCCUACGCCGCCCUCGCGCCCGGCGGCAUCCUCGAAUUCCACGAGUUGUACGGCCUCCCCAUGGCCAUCGACAACUCGCUUCACGGCAAGUAUACCGAAGAAUUAUUCUUUGCCACCGUGGUGGCCUCGCGCAACCUGGGAAACGACAUGCUCAGCUUGCCUCGAUUCGCCGGCUGGAUGCGCGAGUUGGGCUUCGUGGAUGUUGUGGAGGAGCAGCGGGCAUUGCCGGUGAGUGGAUGGGCUAAGGGGAGAUAUAAGGCGAUUGGGGCGAUGCAGGAGCAGAAUCUGAAGGUCGGCAUGGGAGGGAUAUAUACGAGAAUGUUGAAUAAGGGGCUGGGAUGGAGUUUGGAGGACACAAAGGAGAGGAUUGGGAGGGUGUUGGAGGAGGUGGGGGAUAAGAGGAUGCACGCGUAUUUUCCUGUAUUCGUGGUAUACGGGAGGAAGCCGUUCGAUGCGGCUUGAUGUUGAAGAGGAAGACCAACGGGAUAAAGUGACGGGUGCCGGUGAUAAGAUCCGACGGUCCGACAAGUAAUGGAUGGGGGGAAGUCCUUGCGAUGUAGCAUUUCCGAGCGACCGGCAUAGCAUAGGCAUAGUGUUGCGAUCUAAAGUGGAUAUGGUGAUUUUUGCAAAGCGUAAAGCAAGUUUGGUUAUCCCUAUUCUAUUCAUAUCAUGCCGUAAGUGCUUCUGUAAAUAGACGAUACAAAUUCUCCCUCGACCGCCACCCAGCCAAAGGCAGGCAACAUCCCCCAUCGCCUAGCCUCUUAAAUACCCCUCAAGCCUCCUGAUCAAAAUCAUAGCUAUUCCCAAAACCUCGUGCCAGAUAACUCCCCAGUACCUCCUCCCUCCCAACCCAAUCAAU
This is a messenger RNA of Pseudomassariella vexata, 2125 nucleotides long. RefSeq names its product S-adenosyl-L-methionine-dependent methyltransferase. The record is from RefSeq and is a predicted model, not a curated record. The transcript is spliced from 8 exons. NCBI's taxonomy places the organism in Eukaryota, Fungi, Ascomycota, Sordariomycetes, Amphisphaeriales, Pseudomassariaceae. Gene Ontology annotation, molecular function: methyltransferase activity. The coding region runs from base 400 to 1728 and encodes 442 amino acids.